Manduca sexta (tobacco hornworm) is the source of this 396-nucleotide messenger RNA. RefSeq names its product protein brown-like. The record is from RefSeq and is a predicted model, not a curated record. Gene Ontology annotation, molecular function: ABC-type transporter activity. The transcript is spliced from 3 exons. The coding region runs from base 1 to 396 and encodes 131 amino acids. NCBI's taxonomy places the organism in Eukaryota, Metazoa, Arthropoda, Insecta, Lepidoptera, Sphingidae. Gene Ontology annotation, cellular component: membrane.
AUGAGAAGCCCACUACCAGGAGGGUCAUUUCUAUCAGCAACGUUCGACAAGAUGGAGACAGCUGCCUUGAUAGCGGUGCCUUUCGACUUAAUAGGGCUCAUGUUCUCCGGAAUAUAUCUCAACUUAGCCAGCGCUUCUCCCUACUACUCUUGGCUAAGAUACAUCUCCGGGUUCUACUAUGGUACUGAGUCGAUAUCCAUCCUACAAUGGGACCUGGUUGAUAACAUCAGCUGUGCGGACGCUGAAGGCAUGCCUUGCAUCAGGACUGGUGCCGAAGUCCUCAACAGAUUUGGUUACGAAGACUCCCAUUUCUGGAGGAAUUUCACCAUGGACGGUAACACUAUUAUUGUAAGACUAAAGGGUGACAGGAGGCUAAAGAACGAAUUCAACGGCUAA